AUGCUGCCCACCCCCUUCUCGGUAAAAGACAUCCUCAACCUGGAACGGCCGGGAGCUACCGGGGGACCCCACGCCGUCCCCGUUCCCCGGGCUGCCCGCAGCCCCGGGGGGGGGGACGAGCCACCUGCAGGAAAAUGUUUGCUUGCCCACCCUUUUGAGGCAGACGAGAAGAAAGCCGACGCCUGCCACCAUCCCAAGCAGCGACAGCGGAGAAAACCCCGAGUUUUGUUCUCCCAAACUCAGGUGUUUGAACUGGAGCGGCGAUUUAAGCAACAGAAAUACCUCUCCGCUCCGGAAAGGGAGCACCUCGCCAGCGUGCUCAAGCUUACCUCCACGCAGGUGAAAAUCUGGUUCCAAAACCGAAGGUACAAGUGCAAGAGGCAGAGGCAGGAUAAAUCCCUGGAGCUGGCUGCCCACCCGCUGCCCCCGCGGAGGGUGGCAGUGCCCGUGCUCGUCAGGGACGGCAAACCAUGUCUCGGGGGGUCCCAGCCUUACCCAGCCCCGUACAGCCUCACCGCCAGCCCUUACUCCUAUAGCUCCUACUACAGUGCCUAUAGCGGCGGCCCAUUCGGUGCCAGCUACGGGGGGGGCUACACCGGGGUGACCCCCAAUGCCGCCCCGGGCAGCCCCGCCGUGAACGUGAGCUUGGGUAUGGCCAGCGGUGCUCAGCACCAGCCCGCGUGCUUGCAAGCCGCCGUGCAAGCAGGGAUCAGGGCUUGGUAG
This is a messenger RNA of Harpia harpyja (harpy eagle), 723 nucleotides long. It is a transcript of the gene NKX2-6, whose product is annotated as NK2 homeobox 6. NCBI's taxonomy places the organism in Eukaryota, Metazoa, Chordata, Aves, Accipitriformes, Accipitridae. Gene Ontology annotation, cellular component: nucleus. The transcript has 2 exons. Gene Ontology annotation, biological process: regulation of transcription by RNA polymerase II; cell differentiation. The record is from RefSeq and is a predicted model, not a curated record. The coding region runs from base 1 to 723 and encodes 240 amino acids. Gene Ontology annotation, molecular function: DNA-binding transcription factor activity, RNA polymerase II-specific; RNA polymerase II cis-regulatory region sequence-specific DNA binding.